AUGGAGAAAGGCGCGCAGGCCGCAGACUGGGACAGCGAUGAGACGGUGAUAGAGGGGUCCGUGACGGAGAGCGACCUGGAAGAAGAGGAGCUGCCCUGGAGGAGGUUGCUCUUUGAUCAAGACACGUCUCUUAGAUCUGAGUUCAGUCUCCAUCCUGAUAUAAGUGGAAUAUGCAAAGGCACACGUUCUCCUGAGAUUCAAUUUAGGUUCAAGCUCAGAAAGGAUCCACAGGAGCAAAUAAGUAAAAAGACGACGAUGCCUGUUCUUAGUGGGGAUGCAGUCUUACAGCAACCUCAAGAGGAAAUGGAACAAGAUCAAACUCUGUUACAAACCAGAAGAAGUUGUCCAGUGUUCAUUGUGUCAUCUCCCCAAACUGAACUUUCACUGAACCACGAAAGCAUUCAAGGGCCUAAGGCUGAAAAUCCUGAAGUUUUGCCACACCCAGAAAAGGAACUAAAUGCAGGCAGAGACUCUCCUGAAAUUAGCCUUCUCUCAGGUACUGCUAUUGAAGUAUCUGAUAUGGUUGCUGUAAAGGAGAAAUUGUUAAUAGAGCCACAGACAAUCUCAGCAGCACCAGCAUUUUCUGAGUCUGGAAAGGAAGUUGCAUUGCCCAUGACUUCCGAAGAAACCAAAGAUGAUGAAAGCUCUGUUGAAACUUUUGUGUCUGCCUUAGAAAAGUUACUAACAUCACCAGAAAACACCCAGGAGGAAACAUUGUUUGAAACAAUGAAUCAUUUUGAACCUAGAGAGUUGAUGAGCCCAUUGAGCAACUCUUUGAAUUUCAUAUCAAUGCCUUUGACAUGUCAUAGAGAUUUACUAGAUAACACAAAGGAUGGUGCAUUGCCAGCUGAGUUGUUAGCAGCCCUAAACAUGUUGUCAGAAGCCAAGGUGGGACCCAUCUGUUACAGAAAAGAGGGAGGCAGCAGUCUCAGUGCUGAAAAUGAAUGUUUAGGAAUAGAGCCGAGCCUGUCUCAGACUGAUGAAGGUUGCACACAAAUAGCAGAGACUCUAGAAGAUCCAACUUCAUUUGGAUUGCAGACAUUGGCUUAUCAAAAUGUAAUCUCUUGUGAUCCACUAAAUAAUAAGAGAAAUUCAAAUACAGUGGAAAACAACUCUGACCAGGACCCUCCAUCUGUGUUAAGAAGAUCACGCAGAAUGAAAGUAGGCAGAUAUACAGAGCACACAGAUGGCAUGUAUAAGAUACCAGAAAAGAUUUUAUCCACAAUGCUUGGCUGUGAGAAUCAAACAAAUAAUAACUGUUCAACUGAGACUUUCAGAAUGCAGGGCCCUGCUUUAAUGACUGAAGGUAAAAGGAAGAACAUGCAUUCAUCUGGACUCAAGAGUAGAAAACAGAUCUGGGAAAAUGGAAAAAUCACAAGACAGAAUGAAAAAAGGAAGUUGAAUAAAAUAUCUCUUUCUCUCAUUAACCGGAGAAACGUUUUUGGAGAGAACUUACUGUACAAGGCUGCUCUGCUCAACGAUACUCAUCUUGUUCAUCACUGUAUUGAAAAAGGAGGAAAUGUUAAUCAACCAAGUUAUGCUGGUUGGACAGCACUUCAUGAAGCUAGUGUAAGGGGAUUUUAUGAGACAGCAACUGAACUAGUAAAAGGUGGAGCAGAUGUAAAUAUCAAAGGAAUGUACCAGAUCACCCCCCUACAUGAUGCUGUGAUGAAUGGACAUUACAAGGUGGCAGAGUUGCUUCUUUUCAAUGGAGCUGAUCCAUUAUUUAGAAGUGACAAUGGAAAGUGUGCUUUGGAUGAGGCCAAAGGUGCACGUAUGAAGCAUCUUCUUGAGAGAUAUGUUCCUAAACAUCAAAAACAUCUUAUUUCAGCUCAAAAAAACAGCACUGACGCAUUAGAUGUAGAGGAUGCACACCAGCACAAGAAACCAAAAUUUAGUUCUAAAAAUUGCAUUGGGUUUGUUUGUGAUGAAGAAUCUACCAGACGGAAGCCAGAACGUGUAAAAGUUGAUAAAAGAAGCAAAGAGGGUUUAUUUCUAAAGAAAGAAGAUGUAAAUGAACAUUACCCAAAAGAUUCCAAAAGCUUGAAAUUUGGUAACUCCAAGCAUAAGCAAUCAACUGUUAACCAAAUGUACUCUACAGUACUCAGAAAAGACAAUCUCCAUAAUGUCAAAGGUCCCAGCACAAAUAUGUCUAAAUGUAAAGGAAGAAGAAAUGCACGACGUAAAAGGACUCAGGUGGAUAAUGCAAUCCAAGAAAGCAACCCAAGAAAAACUGUAGCUGUCCCUUCUUCCAGAAGAAGUAGAUUGGUUACUUGUCAGCAACAUAUUCUCCAUACCCUUGAUGACCUUCCAGAAGCAUCAUGUAACCCUUUUAGCACAGCUCUGUCAAGCCUAGAAAAUGGAUUAGGUAACAAUAUGGACACUUGUUCAGUUCCCAAAGAGACACAUCCCCAGAGUCUGAAUUUAUCAGAAAGUCAAGAAAUAAAAUCCUCAGAAUUAGAAUCCAGUGACCAAGCUAAAGCUAUUUCUUUCUCAGGACUUUCUGUGCAUAAAAAAAUCAAAUUACCAGUUGUUACUACAGAUCAGCAGCCUCAUACUCACCAAGAACAACAGCACAUUAGUCCUUAUAAACCUCAUGAAAACAGUAACUCAGAUGAAAAAAGAGAGGGACUUAAUAAGUGGGAAAAUUUUAAUAAUGAUGUUCGUGGUGAUGGCUGUACCUCUGAGAAGACUGUAAUUUCUCAAAAAGUGACAUGUUCUAUAGGUUGCAAAAACGACUAUAAUUAUCAAGAGAAUAUAACAAGUAGAGAAGUAGUGGAUUUUCAACAGUUUAUACCUUCUGAAGACCACUUUUCACAGGAAAAUAAAUUAAAAGCAGAUGGCCUAAGCAUACUUCCACAACAGGAAGCUGUUAAUUUUUCUAAUUCAGAUAAUACAACUGUUUCUGAACCACACGUUGCAAAUUAUGAACAGUGCAUAUAUGGAACUUCUUUUGAUCACUCCCAUAGCAAUCCUGAGCAUACUUCCUUGGCUUGUACAACACCACUUUUAACACAUGAAGUUUCGAAGUUGACUAGUCAUGUGGAGCAGUUCAGAAGGCCUCAGGAUUGUAGUAGCCCCGGAACACCAGCUCAUUUAAUGGAUCAAACAGAUACACAUACUUUGGGAAAGGUGAAUAAGAAUGAAGGCACUAGAAGGAAUUACACUGACAAAGGCCAAAAACCAAACUCUUCAAAUGGACCUUUAUCCACAGUUGUUCAUUCUCAAAUAAUAGAAACAACUGAAGUUGAAAAAAGGAGACAAGAUCUUCCAGAGAGCGAAAUCAUACAUAAUACAGAUUUUCAUUCCACUGACAAUAUGAGUAAAGAAUUGACCAACAUCUCACAAGUUAGUCAAAGAGACGAGAAGGAAAUUUCUCACAAACCAGAAAUGAAAACAGGUGGGAUCAAUAAGAGGAAUGCCAGAGGGGAAAGCCCACUUCAUUUGGCUGCCAGAAGAGGGAAUUUGUCUUUGAUGAGAGUUCUAAUAGAAUCUGGAGCAGAUGUGAAUCUAAAAGAUAAUGCAGGUUGGACACCACUACAUAAUGCGUCUAGUGAGGGAUCUAAUGAUGUAGUUGCAGAGUUGUUAAAAGCAGGCGCUAAUGUCAAUUGUGAAAACCCAGAUGGCGCUCUGCCCUUACAUGCUGCUGCUGCGAAUAAUCACUUAAAGGCAGCUGAGAUUCUACUGCAACAUGGAGCAAACCCUAAUCAAAAGAAUCAAAAACAGAAGACUGCUUUAGAUGAAGCAGAUGAUGAAAAAAUGAAAGAGCUGCUAAAAUCUUAUGGUGCUAUUGAGACUGAUAAUAGAGAUGAGAGUAAUGCUAUAGCCACUGUAAAAAUUCCUACUGUCCGGUCCAGAAGACACAAACCGUGCAUUUGUGAUGACUUAAAAACUGUUGAUCCACCUUCUCUUUCACACCAAGAAAGAACAAGAGGACGCCUUCAUAGGCAUCAGACCAUCAGUGCCAUUCUACAAGACAUAGAAGAAAAACAAGAAAAUUUAUUGGAGUUUGAAAUAAGGACCCCCGAAGAUGCAGAACAAUACACUGAAAAGAUGUUACAGAUAAAAGAGGUUAUGGAUAAUGUGCUUGCCAAACAGAAAGCAGAAAGGGAUGAUCUGGCUAAAAAAUACAGGGUGUCCAUAGAAUCAUUCAGGCAUGGUGUCCUGAGGGAACAACUGGCUAACUUGGCUGCAAGACAGAAGAGCCUUUUAGUUGUGGCAAAAAAACAGAAAAAAAUAAGCCAGAAAAUUCAAAACUAUAAGAAUGUUACAUCUGUGCCUGGUGUUAGUUUGAGGAAACUGCCAUCUAGCUCAGAGAUCUUUUGUGAAAAGGACAACCAAGAGCUUACCAGCCUGGAAAAUUUAGUGCAGUCCCAAUCAGGCUCAUUUUCUCCCGUCAGCCCUGUUUGUGGAAGCAUACAGGAAACACAGUUGUCUCUGGAAAUGUGGAAUGACAGCCAAAACACCAAUGCUUGUCUAAAUUCAGAUACAGUGAGAAGGGAAGAAUUUUCUGGAAAUGAGCUGAAUUCUAGACAAAAUGUCAAUGACUGUAACUUGGAUGGGUUAUCAAAAUCCAGACCUUCAUAUGGCACUAAGAAGAUUAAAUUACCAUCCCAACCUGUUGCUUUUAUUGCUCAAACAGAAUAUUCACAAAAAGAAAAUGAUCUUACAGAUCCUUCAGCACUAACUGGCACAUUAAAUACUUCAGAAACCGCAAGUGUACUUGCCCCAAAUGAUGCCCAUCCAUCAACUGUUAUUUGUGGUCAGGCUCUUUCCAGUUGUGCUCCAAAAAGAGGAAACAGAAAAAGAACUUCCCAGCAACCACCUAGGGGGGCAUCAGAAAGCCUGACACAUCAAGAUACUGAAGACUUAGGUCGUGAUAUGGGGCAUCAGAUGAAACCAUAUCUUAAAAAAUCAGUUUUUGCUUUCCGACAUGCAAAUGACAGUCAGAGCACCUCCUCCUCUGGGUCUGACCGGCAGCAUACCACAAAAAAGCCUUUAAGCUAUAGCAUGGUUCCUAAAAAGAAAUGUGUGCAGAUAAAGGAUCUGAUAGUACUAGGAAGAAUUAACCCAGGAAAUAACAUUUUGGAAUUUAAAACACAGGAGACUACCCACAAAGCCAGUGUUUUGUUGAGUGGUAAAAUUAAGGUAGAAAAUGGUCAGAUUUAUCAAAAUCCAGUCACCUGGCUCAAGGAUCUUCUAGGAGGCGACAGUCAUGUAACCUGGAAUUAUGCUUGGAGUAAGGUAACGUAUCUGGGGAAGGAACUUUUAAAGUAUGUUUCUGAAGAAGUACUCAUCCCUUCAGAGCCAAACUUGUUACCUGAGCAGUGUCAACCUUGUCUUCCAGGAACUUCCACCGAGUCAGUGCACAGCAUCCCACAUUAUCUACAAAUAAAUGAAAUACUAUUAAUCAGUGAUCAAGAAUUUCUCCCAUGCCAUGUAAUGGAUCAGCAUUGGAAGUUCUAUGUGGAAUGCGAGGAACUGACAUUCUAAAGCCUUGUUUUCUUAAUAAUGAAUUAGAUAUUUGUUCAUAUUAUUAACUAACGUUCAUAUUUCAUCUUUGUGGUCUGGUGGGCUUGUUUUAACACACACUUAAGAUGGUAUUUACUGUUAUAAGGAAAACAUAAUUCUUCAACUACUGAAGUAAGAUGAGUACUUUUUGCCGUUUAAAUAAAGGCACUUUUGAAGUAAACCAUAUUGAUUCUCUGGCUUUCUUUUUACUAACAUAAA
Miniopterus natalensis is the source of this 5730-nucleotide messenger RNA. NCBI's taxonomy places the organism in Eukaryota, Metazoa, Chordata, Mammalia, Chiroptera, Miniopteridae. The record is from RefSeq and is a predicted model, not a curated record.